CUCCUCGGGCUCGGCACCACGUGAGCGCCGCUGUGUGUAGGUGUUGGUGAGUCAGACGCAGCAGCAGCAGCCGCGCGUACAUCGCGCACUGCCGCCGAUCGUCGUCGUCGUCUUCCCGCGAGAGACUCUUUCCGGCGGCGCUCUCCGGCGCCGAGCCCGCGGCGGCGGCGGGGGCAGGUGGAUGAAUGUAGUCACCGAGGUGCCAUCGGGUCUCGUCGUCUUCUGCUCGUCCGCCGGUGGCCGCGCCGCCCGUCCCCUUAUCUCUCGGGCGCGUUCGCGUCGAGCGAGCGAGCCAAGGGGUGGGUGGUGGUGGUGAUGGUGGUGGUGGUGAUGAUGAGGCCUCUCUGAAUCUCGCCGUCGCUCGUGAUGGUGGUGAUGUUGACGGCUUUUUGUUGUUCGCCUCCGCGGGCGAGGUGGGCAUUCUUGAAAAGAAGGCCGCUCAUUGACGGCUGGAGGCGAGGUCUGCGGGAGGAGGGAAGGACGGCAUGAGCACGUGGCCACAGUGAGCAAACCUGCUGAGGCCUCCUGUCCGACCGGGGGAUUAGGCCCCCACUGUGGAAGGGCGGCCACCGGGCACCCUGGCCUCCUCGCUGCCCGCCUCGCCCCGCACGUGCUCACUCCAGCAGCAGGGCGGUCCUGACUGCACCCCGGCCAGGGCACGGCCCUGCAGGACCCAACAGGCGGACGAGGAAUGAGGUCAUCCCGCCAGGACCCAGACCAGCGCCUGCCCCAGCCAGGAGUAUGGACCAUCUGCCCACGCGCGGCCUUGGGUUCUGAUUCCCGCGGUGAUGAGACUACCCACGCCCUGAAAGCCCAGCUGGGACUGCUCCUGGGGGAGAGGAGCGCGCCCUCCACCCCCGCCACUCCGCGCUCCCACGGACAGAGGGGGCACAUGGGGAAGAGCCCUCCCUCCGCUGUGACGAGUGGAUCGGCCUCUCCACACGCAGCCAGCCCGUGCCACUCGCCUGCUCGAGAGGGAGCUCUUCCACCUGGGGAGCUGAGCCCAGCCCACCUGCUACCCACGCCCAGCUCCACGCUGGAGAGCCAGGACAGCGGCAUCAUUGCCACAAUCACGAGGUCGGGCGGCAGCCUCGAACAGAUGGAGGAAGGAAGCCCCCCGGAUGACAUGGCCGAGUUUGGCCAGCCCGAAUUAUCAGGUGCUGCUGCUUAUGCCGAAAAGGGGGACAUUGCAGCCCAGCAAGAGGCCACCCAAGGUUGCCGGUCGAAUAGUUACUCGCGCUUGCGUGCCUCGCCUCCUUCGCGCUCACCCGACAGCCUGAGCGUAAUGAAAGAUUCGCCGCAGAGCAACGUGCUUCCAAAGGACCGAUCCCAGAAACGCAGCUUUUCCCACGACUUCAGCGACGACGAAGAAGACGACGGUGACAUGGAUGGCACCGAAGUGUGCUCCCUGCUGGGCCUAACGGGGCCCUAUGGGGUGGGGACCGAGGGGGAGCCUCCCCCCUACAGGGCGGCCACACGGAGGCUGAGCCAGAGCGCCGAUCAGGGCCUGGAUGUGCCCCCGCCCCCCACCGCCCGCCGCUCGCCGUCCCUGCUCGCCCCGCGACCCAACUCCAUCGCAGCGAGCAGCCUCGCUCGUCUCGAGGAUUUGGGCCCACUGGACGAGCCGCGCGGGGAGCCGCUGCACGCCUCCAUGAGGACUCCACGCCAGCCCCUGGUGGCCCCACACUCCCAGCCUCUACACAACAUGGCGGCGCGACUUCCCUCCUGCAAGCCGGUCGACGCUGCCCUCAAGCCGCUGACCUUCGAGCUGCCGAGCGUGGCGGGCGAGGUUUCUUUCGUUGGGCGAGAGUGGCUCUUCCGUGAGCUGGAGCUCCGGCUGGGAGGUCGGGCAUCGGGCGGCGGCAGCGGCGGAAGCAGCAUCGGUGGCAGUGGAGGAGUUUUCAUCGUCGGGGGCGUUGGAUCUGGGAAAACGGCGAUUGUGGCUCGUUUGGUGCGACUUAGCUGCCACGGGGAGACGGCUGCAUCUCGGAAUGUUGAUGAGGGGAGGGAACGGAUUGGGCCCGCCUGCCGGGGAGGCAACAGCAGCUACAACCCCGCACAGCAUCUGAGGAGCGACGAUCCCGCCAGGAGGCUAGCAGCCAAGGUGGUGGCCUAUCACUACUGCCAGUCGGACCGCGCGAGCACGUGCCUGGUGCCCGAGUUCGUGCACAGCGUGGCGGCGCUGCUGUGCCGGGCGCCGCAGCUGGCAGCAUACCGCGAGCUGGUGGCGCGCUCGCCCGAGCUGCAGACGGCGCUCUCCAUGCGCUCCUGCGUGCAGGAGCCCGGGGCGGCGCUGCGCCUCGGAGUCCUCCAACCGCUGUCCACCCUACGCAAGGAGGGGAAGCUGGCAGACAGAGACAUGCUGCUGCUGGUGGACGGGCUGCACGAGGCCGAAUUCCACAAGCCCGACCACGGCGACACCAUCGCCUCCUUCCUGGCCGUGCACCUGCCUGCGUUCCCCCCACGCCUCAAGCUGGUGCUCACCGUCCGCACGGCCAGCCAGGAUGUGACGGCGCAGCUGCCGUUCCCGGAGAUCCUUCUGGACCCAGGCCUGGGCGGACCCGCUAGGGCCCCCGAGGUGGCAGGGCCCGAGGACGACCUGUGCAGCUACGCGGUGCGCCGCGUGAGCGGAGGCUGCCAGACGCAGGCCGGGGUGUGGCAGGCGUGGAGGCCCCCAGGCCCGGACGGCGCCGAGAUGACCCAGAUGGCCGACAUGGCCCCACGCCUUGCGGCGAUGGCGCAUGGCUGCUUCCUCUACCUCCGUCUGGCCCUCGACCUGGUCAAGCAGGGAAAUCUGUCGCUCACGGGGCCUGGGUCAAAGGAGCUGCCGUGCUCCCUGUCGGAGCUCUUUGAGCUGCAGUGCAACGCGCUCUUCCCAAAGCGGGCGGACUUCAUGCGCGUUCUCCCUCUCCUCAACGUGGCACUGGCAUCCCUGCAGCCCCUUAGUGAGGCGCAGCUACUCCAGGCACUGCGCGCCGGCCACGUGGGCCCACCGCCCCCCGGCAGCCCCGCCGCCGACUUCCCGGCCGUCUUGGAGAAGGUGUCGCCGCUGCUGGCGCGUCUCCCUGACGGCACCCGCAUGUUCCGACACCCGGCACUGCGCGAGUGGCUCGCCUGGAGGCAGGAUGGCAAGAGCAAGAGGUUCCUCUGUGAGCCCAGGAGUGGGCACGCACUGCUCGCCAUGGCUCUCUCACGUCAGGGCGGCACGCUAAGUCCAGAGCAAACCUUGGAGCUGGGACACCACAUCCUCAAAGCACACAUCUACAAGGGUCUUAGUAAGCGACCAGGCAUCUCGUCCAGUGUGCUACAAGCCUUGUGGGUGGCGCACAGCACCGAUGGCCUUUCGGCAACCCUUACCUCCCUUCGCAACCUCUACACACCCAACAUCAAGGUGUCGCGGCUGCUGAUCUUGGCGGGCGCGGACGUGGAGAGCGGCACGGAGGCGCUGUCGGGCGCACCGCUGCUGUGCGUGCACGCUCACCUGGGCCACGGCGACGCUGUCUCCCUGCUGCUGGAUGCUGGCGCGUGCCCCGACGGCACGGGCGCCAGCGGCGUGGCGGCGCUCAGCCAUGCCGCCGCCGCGGGCCACACAGACGUUGUCGCCAGGCUCUGCCACGGGGAUGCCCAGGUGCCGCGCAUUGACCGGGAGGGCCGCUGUGCCCUGGUGCACGCCGCACUGCAAGGCCACUUGGCCACCGUGGAAUUUGUGGCCACCAUGGACUGGAGCCAGCCAGAUGAGCCAGAUCAGCCGGGUCAGCAGGGUCAGCCAGGUCAGAUCAGCAAGAGGCAGGCGGCCCAGCAGGCGCUCACCGCCGCUGCCAGCAUGGGCCACGUGGAGGUCGUGGAAUACCUACUAAGUCUUCCAUCACUGUCAAGUGAGCACGAAGAGGAGGAGGAAGAGGGUGGGGAAGGGAGCCGUGUACAGAUCGAUGCCUUUGACACCCUGUGGGGAGAAACAGCGCUGACGGCGGCAGCGGGCCGCGGGCGGCUCUUGGUGUGCGAGCUGCUGCUGGAGCGAGGGGCGUUGCUCUCCCAGGCCGGUCGGCGAGGGGUCACGCCGCUCAUCAGCGCCGCCCGGCAGGGCCACUGGCAGGUGGUGCUGCUCCUCCUGCGGCGCGGGGCAGAACCAGACGCGCCGGAGAGGCGAGGCCGGACAGCGCUCAUGGCGGCCGCUUGCGAGGGCCACACCAACACCGUGGACGUGCUCCUAUCCAGGGGUGCAAAUGUGUCUGUGGCAGACCACGAGGGGCUCAGUGCCCUGAGCUGGGCCUGCCUGAAGGGCCGCCUGGCCGUGGUGCAGACGCUGCUGGCGCACGGCGCUCCGGUGAACCACGCCGACCGGAGUGGCCGCACACCGCUGGGCCUGGCUGCCUUCCACGGCGACGCCGAAGUGGUGCAGUUCCUGCUGGAGCAUGGAGCCAAUAUGGAGCAUGUGGACGAGAGUGGCAUGCGACCGCUGGACCGUGCAAUCGGCUGCCGGAAUACGGCCGUGGUGCUUGCUCUGCUCAAGAAGGGUGCAAACCUAGGCCCCGCCUCCUGGGCCAUGGCGACGUCGAAGCCGGACAUCACGGUGCUGCUGCUCAACCGCGUGAUCGAGGAGGGGAACGAACUUUACAAGUCGGGGCGGAUGAAGGAGGCAGCUCAGCGCUACCAUUUGGCGCUGAAGAGGUUCCCCCGAGAGAGCUUUGGGGAGGAGCUGGGCACCUUUCAGGACCUGCGCGUCACCCUCUACCUCAACCUGUCUCGCUGUCGCCGCAAGCUCAAUGAUUAUGGGCUGGCGGAGGAGUUUGCUACGAAGGCCCUGGAGCUGAAGCCAAGGUCGCACGAAGCGCUGUACGCCCGGGCACGUGCCAAGCGCAGCAGCAGGCAGUUCCUCGCGGCGCUCGAGGACCUGCAGCACGCGGCGAGACUUUACCCCGAGAACCGUGAGGUGGCGCGCCUCCUGGCGCGCGUCAUGGACGAAUGCCGGCAGCAGCAGCAGCACAUCGCUCACCAGGAGGAGCCGGCGGAGGAGGAAGAGGAGCCGGAGGAGCAAGAAGCAGAAGACGAUCAAGUGGCUGCCAUGCCAAACGAAGAGGUCUGCUACCCGGGACCCCCCAGCGCAGAGCAGCGCUAUGGCGAGCGACAGGGAAGGGGGGACGGCAGUUACCCGGAGCCCAUGUUGCAAAGGGCCGUGUCCAUCGCAUACGGAGAGUUUGACUGUGAAAACGCUUCUCCCCCGACCACGCGCAUUCUGCAGCGCUGCCGGUCGUUUGUGCUGCCGGACGAAGACACGCAAUGGCACGGAGGUCUGCAGCAGGACAUGAGGGCCAAGUGCCAAAUAGGGACUGACGUUUGCGGACAGGCGGAGAUCAGGCGCGGGCUGCAGACCCUCAUGAUGCCCCGUUCACGACACGACUCCGGCCGCGGGGACCAAAUGCUGAUGUCGUCGCCAGCCCCCAUGCAGUGGCUUGGGAACAGAGACAAUGGGUAUUCUGACAUGGACAUGCAAUACGAAGCGCCGGUCCCCGCCCUGCACAGGGCCGCGAGCUACCAGAGCUGCAACGUGCCCAUCUGCCAGCAGAAGGUGGACCUCGCCGGCAACAGGCCCUUGCAGUCCGUAAGGUCCUGUGGAGAGUGCAUCGCUGACCAAUACAUGGAGAUGAAUGUGCCACCUUCUGCUAUGUUUGGCUGCGGCGAUGUUCAACAGUGCAUGAGCGGUGGGGCUUAUGAUGUACCUGACCAUCAACAGAGCAGCAGUAAAUCUAGAUUGUGCGGUGACCUCGGAAGCAACGCAUACAGCUGCCCCGUUGGCAUGGGCCCUUCCGAGUUGCGACGCCUCAACACCACCCUGUGCCCUUCGUCCCUUUUGUCUGUGAAUGCCGGCUUGCGCGCCUCCACCCCCUGCCUUGCCGAAGGAGGCGGCCGCUCCUACAGCUGCAACCAGCGAGAUGAGUUUCGCACCUGUACCAUGCUGGGCCCCCGAUCGUCCAGGACAGAGGAGCGCCUCUCCAUGGAAUCCCCUCCGUACGGCCAGUGUGACAGCAAGGGCUAUUCCAGGCCCUUCAUGGGCAUAGCGGACAAGAGGGUGAGGACGCAGCCGUCCCUCCAGCAGCCGUCCCUCCAGCAGCCGGUCCCCUUGUCCCAGUGCCCGCCGAUGCCAACUCGUCAGCAGAGUAGGGGCUGGCUCACUUCGUCCGUGGACCUCAUCGUGUCAAACCCAGCGCCCUGCACCAGUAACGAUUAUUACAACAACGACGACCACGGCCUGUCGUCCUCGGCAGGAUUGUGGCAAUCGGAGAGCGUCGCUCAGUGCGGUCGCCCGAACGGAGGGGCCUUCAGCUGGCAGGCGAGCGAGCCGGACCCGUACGCUCCGCACCCCCAGAGAGGCAGCGGCGGCGUCGUCAUGCCGGGCAGGCGGUUCGCGCGGGAGAGCUCGACGUGUUACGAAGACGCUUGCGGGAUUUACGGCUACCAGGAGAGCGUGGGUGCAGUUGUGGAGCGGGUGGUGAGGCAACCGAGGCCGCCCUGCCGCUCCCCUCUCUUGCCAAAGCGUCCUUUUGUCGAAUCCAAUGUUUGAAGGCGUCGCGGGACAUUUUUUUCCCUCCCAUUAUUUUUUUGAACUUGGUAUUGAAGCAGAGUUUGACUUUAAAAGUUUACAUUUACUUCCAUGCCCAUCAGUAUCGACUUGCGUUUACCUUAAUAACCUGUUUUAAAGAAUAAAUCGUGUAUUGUUAUUUAAGACAAUGGAGAAUGCAACUUAAGUCAGCCAUAUUUGUAAUAUUGUAAUAUUUGUUGUUUCGGAGUGCGGGGAUGGGUGGCGGCGGUGAGACGGAGUCGGGACUUUAUUUCUGCAGUUGAACCACUGUCAACUUAAAAGGAGUUUCAUUACAAUUAAUGUUCAUUCCUAAAAAUAUCAAUUUAUGCUUUUGUGAUGCCAAUGUAAAAGCAUUGCUUUGUGAAUUAUAGAAUUAGUUUUACGGACGAUAUCCCUCGAUUGUAAAAUAAUGGGUGAGCUUGUUGGAGCCACAUGCCGUAAGUGCUGGUGAUGGGCUUUUUCCCUCUUGUCGCUGUUGUCUGCUUGUGAAAGCUGCACACUGUACUUUCAGUCUCUUGCAAUGAUUGUAAAAAAUGUGGAAAUAUUAAACUCCAUUUUGGUUGCAGCCA
Messenger RNA from Lethenteron reissneri (Far Eastern brook lamprey), 7146 nucleotides. RefSeq names its product protein TANC1-like. The record is from RefSeq and is a predicted model, not a curated record. Gene Ontology annotation, molecular function: protein binding. NCBI's taxonomy places the organism in Eukaryota, Metazoa, Chordata, Hyperoartia, Petromyzontiformes, Petromyzontidae.